This is a messenger RNA of Nerophis lumbriciformis (worm pipefish), 1836 nucleotides long. NCBI's taxonomy places the organism in Eukaryota, Metazoa, Chordata, Actinopteri, Syngnathiformes, Syngnathidae. The record is from RefSeq and is a predicted model, not a curated record.
AUGGUGCAGAUGAUGGAGUCUCAGUGCGAAUAUUUCAUGUAUUUCCCGGCGGUUCCCAUCACGGACCUGUCCGAGCCAGCCCGGUACCGAACUCUGCCGCGCCGGAGCCACCUCUAUCUGGGGGAGACUGUCCGCUUCCUGCUGGUGCUGCGUUGCAGGGACGCCGGCAAGGCGACGCCGACCGAACCAGGCCCCGGGGACAGCGCGGGGUUCGGGACAGAGACUUGCAGCGGGCGGGCCUGGCGCGAGCUGGCAGGCUCGCUUUGUGCGGUGGCCAGCGUAAGUCCGGGCGAGAGCGGUCGCCACCGGUCUGGCCAGCACUACCACGACUACGGCAGCAGCGGGGACGAGGCUGGCGACGACACCAGCGACGACUAUAUGGCUGCGGCGGAGGCAGCCAUCGCGGCGCUGGGCAGUAGGGUGGAUUCGCGAUGUCGAAGCUUUCGGGACUGCAAGCCACUGCUCAUCCAUAACUCGUGUGGCUCGGCUAGCCGGGAGUUCCGCAGGGCUCCGGUCCAGUCUCCUCUGGAUGAGCCAAUGGUUCUUGCGGACGAGGUUGUCUUCCCGCUCACAGUCUCAUUGGACAAACUUCCUGUCAGCACUGUGAAAGUCAAGGUGAUGGUGACGGUGUGGAAGAAGGAGGCGGAGCAAGCAGAGGUGCAAGAGUUGGGCUACCUAAGUGUCCUGCAACAGCGGGACCCGUCACUAACCUUCAGACAUGACCUCAACACCUUCAAGGCCCAAGUGAGCACCACCUUGACCGUCCUGCCGCCUCCCACCGUUCGCUGCAAGCUGAUGAGUGUUUCAGGGCGACACCUGGCUGUGCUCAAAGUGUUAAACAAGUCAUCACAAGAGGAGGUGAGCGUGGGGGACCUUCGUAUUCUGCCGGACCUCAAUGCUUCCUACCUUCCCGUGAUGCCUGACGGAUCUGUUCUGCUCGUGGACAACGUUUGCCAUCACUCAGGCGAGGUGGGCAUGGCGUCUUUCUGCAAGGUGGACAGCCCGGCCAGCCGCCUUCCCAGCACACUCGGUGCCUUGGAGGAACACGAUUUCAUGUUCCAGUUGCAUCUCAAUGACAUGCCGCAGGAUGAGUCAAAUGAGGGGAUGGAGGUUCCUCUAGUUGCCGUGCUUCAGUGGUCAACUCCCAAGAUGCCUUUCACCAACUGCAUCUACACCCACUACAGGUUGCCGAGCGUCCGUCUAGACCGGCCCAGGUUCGUGAUGACGGCCAGCUGUCCCGGCACUGUCAAAGUCAAAGAGCACUUCAAGGUCAAAUACGUGCUGAUCAACAACCUGCAAGACUUCCUCUCCGUACGACUCGUCUGGACUCCUGAGGGGCGCGGUCAGAGCGAAGAUGCCACAUUGUCAGCGGUGGUGUGCCACACCCCACUCAGUAACUUGGGUCACUGUCGCAAAGGCAGCACGCUAACCUUCAGUGUGGCCUUCCAGAUCCUCCGACCAGGACUCUACGAGCUGAGUCAGCACAUGAAACUCAAGCUCCAAUUCACGGCAUCCGUGUCCAACCCGCCCCCUGACGCCAGGCCGCUCUCGCGUAAGAACAGCCCAUCCAGCCCGGCGGUGCGAGACCUGCUGGACCGCCACCAGGCCAGUUUGGGUCGCUCACAGUCUUUUUCGCACCAACAGCCGUCACGCUCCCACAUCAUGAGGACGGGCAGCGCCAUGGAGCGGCGCGCCAUCACACCACCAGUGGGCUCUCCGGUGGGCCGGCCGCUCUACUUGCCACCGCAGGACAAAAGUCUCCUAUCGCUGGACAAGAUCGCUAAGCGUGAGUGUAAAGUUCUGGUGGUGGAUCCGGGACAAGGGGAGAACAUGUAA